This is a messenger RNA of Paramecium sonneborni, 238 nucleotides long. The record is from the annotation of a GenBank genome assembly. NCBI's taxonomy places the organism in Eukaryota, Ciliophora, Oligohymenophorea, Peniculida, Parameciidae.
GAUGUCUCCAGAGAUUCAGAUAUAAUAAAGAGACAGAUACUUAGUUUUUGUAACAAAAAUUGAAAUGGUAGAAGGAGAAACCAUCUUAUGCUCAUAAACAUUAAAUAAGAACUAUGUAUACCAUAAAUCAUCUAUAUAGAUCUUCUAAUUAAGAUAUAUUGUAAGAGACUUCUUUAGAAAAAUAAUUUAUGAAGAGAAAAUAUAUUUAAUAGAUAGUAAAUUUUAGAAAAUUAAUUGA